GCUGUUUGUGCUAGUUAACCUUUUCUAAGCCUGGGUCAGCUCCUGCUGGGAGGCAGGGGCGAUCUGGAGAGAGUGAAAGUCUGGCAGACCCCAAAGUCUCCAGCAUGCCUUGGCCCCCAGCACACGCCACCGCCUUUGCAGAAUACCAAACGAUCCCGCAUCACGCUCUUCAUAAGUCAGCCAGGCUCCAUGUGCAGCUGACAGUUCGGAUUCCAGAGGAGAACUGCCUCCAGGAACACUCUGCAGAUACUUCCUGGGAGUUGAAUUUGUCAAAUUAAUGUCUACAGUGAUAUGUAUGAAGCAAAGGGAAGAAGAAUUCUUGCUAACCAUCAGACCUUUUACAAACAGGAUGCAGGUAACCCCACACCAUUAGGAUUGAGGCACAUGUGCUCACUUUAAAGCUGCUAGUAUUGUUCCUAAGAAGUUGCACAAGCCUGGGCUUUUAACUGAAGACAAACUUUUCACUGACAUAUAAAAUACUACAAAUGCUCUGGUAAUGUUCUCAAGAAUAACUGCAGAAUGUGCUGGAAAUGCAACAUUCUGAGAUAAAGAGGAAAUGGUUGGGCUUCAUUUCUGUCUCUCCCAGCACAGAAUGACCUGCAAUGCUUUAGCCCAAAAUCCCCUUGCUACAUUCCCAUUGUGAGCAGUGCCACCCUGUGGGAUAGAAGCACACCCAGUGCAAAGCACAUCCCUCAUUAUGAAAGAACUGCAGUACCCUGCUCCAGAUUCAUUAAUCACAUGAAGAAUUUCUCUGAAUCUCUUAAAUUUCGUGGUCUACACUUUCUGAAUUUUCCAGUAUUUCCAGAAAGGACUCAAAGUUCAAUGUCGUGUAAAAGACUAAUUCGUACUUGCCAGUACAUAGUCCCCAGGUCUUCUGUAAGCACAGUUUCUUUUGAUGAAGAAAGCUAUGAAGAACUCCAUUCCUCUCCAGCACCAUCCAGUGAAACUGAUGAGGCCCCAUUGAUUUUCACUGCCAGAGGAGAAACUGAGGAGAGAGCCAGAGGAGCACCCAAGCAGGCUUGGAACUGUUCAUUUUUGGAACAACUGGUAAAAAAGCCUAAUUGGGCACACUCAGUAAAUCCUGUUCACCUGGAGGCCCAAGGCAUACACAUCAACAGACACACAAGACCUAAGGGCCAGCCCUUGAGCAAUCCCAAGAAAAAUUCUGGUUCUGCCGCCAGACCUUCCACUGCCAUCGGCCUUUGCAGGAGGAGCCAGACCCCCUGCGCCCUGCAGAGCGCCGGCCGGAGUAACACAGAGCUGGAGCGGGAGGAGAGGAUGGCAGUCCCAGCAGGCGCUCAGGCACACCCCGACAUCCAAAGCAGACUCCUGGGCGCGUCCGGAAAUCCCCUUCGAAGAGGCGCGGUUGCCAUGGCGCCGGAGAUGCUCCCCAAGCAUCCUCAUACCCCGCGGGACAGGAGGCCUCAGGCGGACGCCUCCCUCCAUGGCAAUCUGGCAGGAGCGCCCCUUCCUCUGCUGGCCUGUGCUUCCACCCAUUUCCCCUCCAAGAGGUUAAUAAAGGUUUGCUCCUCAGCAGCCCCCCGCCCAACCCGGCGUUUCCAUACGGUUUGUUCACAGGCCCUUUCUAGGCCGGUGGUGAAUGCUCACUUACAUUGACCGCUGCGAGGGAAUUGUUCGGCGAGUGCUGCCCAUCUUCAAAUCAAUGCCUGCUCAGAACAACAGAAAGGGCCUCAGAUGUACUGGUUUCCACAGAACCAUUGUUAGGCUUUUGUGAAGCAUUUUUGAACCUAAUAAAUAAUGUCAAAAGUC
Symphalangus syndactylus (siamang) is the source of this 1770-nucleotide messenger RNA. RefSeq names its product chromosome 13 C12orf42 homolog (gene C13H12orf42). The record is from RefSeq and is a predicted model, not a curated record. NCBI's taxonomy places the organism in Eukaryota, Metazoa, Chordata, Mammalia, Primates, Hylobatidae.